This is a messenger RNA of Trichechus manatus latirostris (Florida manatee), 7962 nucleotides long. It is a transcript of the gene PNPLA8, whose product is annotated as patatin like phospholipase domain containing 8. The record is from RefSeq and is a predicted model, not a curated record. The transcript is spliced from 8 exons. NCBI's taxonomy places the organism in Eukaryota, Metazoa, Chordata, Mammalia, Sirenia, Trichechidae. Bases 4470 to 6587 code for a protein of 705 amino acids. Gene Ontology annotation, biological process: arachidonate metabolic process. Gene Ontology annotation, cellular component: membrane.
UUCCUUUUUGUAGUGGAAUAAUAUUCCAUUGUACAUAUCCAUUACUUCUUAACACUUCCUCCUGUAUUGGUUUACAUUGCCCUGAUUUGUUUCAGAACAUCUUUUCUCCUAUACCUUUUGUUUUCUCUGGAAGACUUUUCUUCCUCUUCCUAACUCUGGAUGGCACACAAGGCUCUCCCUUGUACUCUCUAAACCAGAAUGUUAAAAUCUGAAACCCAAGGAAUACUUUAGUAGGUCCAUAAGUGUCCAGAAAUUUUAUGCAAAAAAAGUAGUUAUGUAUUUACAAAUAAGCAUUUUUCAAGGAAGAGGUGCUUUAAUCAGGUUCUGUGACCCCCAAAUGCUCAAGAAUUAUUACUGUAAACUCUCCUUUGGUAAAUUCAUCCAGUCUGAUGGUUUCACUUGUUACUGUGCUAAUACGGCCAGUUAUAAAUCCACAGCCUGUAUUCCUACAGUUCAUCUCCAUUUUAAUGUCUCAUCAUUAGUUAAUCCUGUAACUCUAAAGUAGAACUCAUUUUUCUCCUAUAUUAAAUUGGCCCCUUUCCCAGUUAUCACAUAUUCGUAAAUGACAUUUUCCCUGUGUCUUUGAAUAAAAAGCUUACAAUUAUCUUGACACCUCCCUUUUCUUGCCCCAUUUUUGGCUGUCAUCAAGUCCUGUGUUUUUUGUUGUUUUCUUUGUUUUUCCCCACUUUCACGGUGUGGCAGAGAGUAGCUCUCUUUUCCAUUUCAGUAGUUACCUUGAUUCAGACCUUUGUUACCUUAUGCCUGCAUUAUUGCAAUAACUAAAUUAAGCCCUCUAUAAAUUCAUCCUUUCCAAGCUCAGCUGAGCCUCCACUUGGCAAAUUUCCUCAUUUCUUCUUGUUAAAGCUCCAUAUCCUUAGUGGUUGGUCCAAGCCUCUCCAUUCUAUUCAUACUUCAUCUUCAUCCCUACUGUUUCUCAGUUGAUGACAGCAUAAUUCUCUUUAUAUUCUUGCAAGCUAACUUUUGUUCCUACUGAAUUUACUCUCCGAACUCUUAUCUUGAAUUUACUAGUGUUAUAAUUUGGGAGCAAUUAAAUUAAGCUCGUUGAUUUUGUUGAUCAGAUCUCUAUUUUUUAGUAAUUUUUGCUUAAUUGUUGCAGUUUCUGAGAGAGGUAUAUUAAAAUUAUGAUCCUGUAGUUGUCUUCCUGUAAUUGUGCACAUUUUUUGUUUUAUAUAGUAUAUUUCAGUGCCAAGUUGGUAAGUAUAUUCAUAAUUAGCCAUGAUGGUUGUAUCUUACUGGAAAGACACAAUGCAAACUCCUCACCUAAGUUAGGCCUAAGUAGUCUCUAGGCCUACUUUGCUCUGUCGUCUGCCUAACUCUUAGUCCCAUCUUUAUCAUUCUUUCCCUUCCAUGCUUCCCUCAGCUACCUUGUUGUUCUUGCUAUUCCUUAAAUGUACCAAAGCUCAUUCUUGUUGCCAAGGCUUUGGUUGCUUUUUCCUCUGCCUAGAAUGUUUGUUUGUUUUCCCAGAUUCUUUUAAUAAUUUGUUUCUGGACCUCAUUUAGGUCUCUGCUAAAGUGUCCCCUUAGUUUAUUUCCUGAUCACACCAUCUGAAAUGGCACCUUCUGUGCUCCUGCAUGGCAUUUCUCACCCUGACAUUAUACAUUAUGUUAGUUAUUUGUAUACUUGUUUAUAGAUUGUCUUGUUCUCAAAGGCCUAGAAUUCUACCUGAGGUUUAGUAAGUAAAUUAUACCUUUUGUUAUAUAGUAUUCCCUUUUUAAUCCUUAUUUAAUGCAUUUUGCGUUAAAUUUGCCUUAAAAUGCUUUUCAUUUUCUUUUGGUUAAUAUAGGCCUGGUGUAUCAUUUUCUUCAUCCCUUUAUUUUCAACCUUUCUUUGUCAUUGUAAGUGUGCCUUGUAAACUAGCAUGUAGCUGGAUUUUUUUAUUUCUAAAAUUUUGCUUUCCUUGUUCACUUUUUGUAAAGUUUUCUUUUUGCCUCUUUAUUAUUGUUCCUUCUGGUAUGUCUUUGAACAUUUUAAACCUAUUUAAUUAUUUCUAAAUCUUGGUUACACAUUUUCCUGUUCACUGUAUUUGAUGGUGCUCUCUGAAGGUUAUAAUUCAUUUCCUUGCAUGUUCUUUAACCUUCGACUGUGAGUUAAUCUUCAGUGGUGAUUGUCUCCUAUGAGAGUCCCAUUUGCCCUGAGCUGUGAAGUGUCCUCACAUGCUGCUAUCAGGUGACCACUGGGGCCCUGUGGAAUUCCCCAGUUCUGACCAGUUUUCAUUUGUACAGUGAGGUAGUGUGACUGCAGAUCCAGAUCUGGGAUUGCUGUUGAACAUGGUGAUUUCCCACUGCUGGUCUUGAGCGUAGCUUUUUAUCCAAAAGUACUUUUUGCUGUAUUUUGUCAAGUAUUUCUGUGUGCUGGAAUUUGAGGGGCUUUUACGUUAACUCAGUUUACCACGUUGAUCUCAAGUCCUAAGGAGUUCAGAAGAGUCAGGAAGGCAGACAACCUCAGCUCGGGUCUGGUUUCUGUUUUUCUCUUCUCCCCUCUGUAUGGUUGGGCAUUUAAAAGUAAUAUGUGCAGAAGCAAUUUAUGAAGAAUGAUUUUAGUUCACACUAACAUCUUUUGGACAGUUACAAUAGGUUCUUGGUUUCUGUCUUUCUCAGUCACUUCGCCUUACUUCAUCUGUCAUUGUGCUUUCUAAUGUUGUUCCUUAGCUUAAAAUACUUUAACAGUUUGGUCUUUACUCUCCUUGGCAAGAUUUAUAAGACCCCUUAUAAUCUCACCCCAAACUAUCUUUUCGGUAUCAUUUUCUACCUCCCCCUCAUAUAAUCUCUCCAGGUCCUGCAGUGACACUAGACUACUUGAAAUUUCAUACUGUGUAUGCUUUCUUACAUGCUUUUUUUGUAUUUGCUUGUGUUUAUUUUUUUCCCCUUUACCUAGGAUUCCCUCCUUCCCUUUUGUCUUUACUAUGCGAUGAAUUCCUUUUUAACUUUCCCCUAUUUUUAACCUCCUUUUUCAGACUUCCUUUGAUUUUGCCCCCACCUUGUGUCUUUCAUUCACAUGGUACCUGUUAAAGUGCUUUAAAUUUUUGCUUUCUCUAAUCAUAAAAGUAAUACCUGCUCAUCGUAAACAAUUCAGAGAAUAAUAAAGUAAAAAGUAAAAGCCCUUCUCCUCAUUUUCUUUAGGUCUCACUCCUCAGUACACAAGAAUAAACAAACCAUUGGAUGUUUAUCUUUUUAGAGUGAAUCAGUCUCUUUCUCAUAUACAUCUAUUUCCACAGAUUUAAACCACAUACAUAGGGUUUUUAUGUUCUUUUAUUAUGUUGUUGUUGUUAGUUGCCAUGGAUUCGAUUCCAACUCAUGAUGACCCCGUGUGUGGAGUAGAACUGUGCUCCAUAGGGUUUUGCUUUUUUUUUAAAUCUCAGACAGUGCUGUAGGGAAUGCAUAAAUAAAUAUACCUUUGCACUCUUGUGCAAGUAUUUCUGUAGGAUAGAUUCUUAAUAGUGGAAUUGCUGGUCAAAGAAUAUGUGUAUUUAAAACUUUAAUAAAUAGCAUUUAAAAUUUCAUUUGAUACUGUCAAAAAGCUCCUGUGUCCCAUUUGCCUAGCUCAUUAUCAACACUGGGUAUUAUACAGUCAUUUAAAUUUUUGCCAGUUGAUAGAAAAAAUAUUUUCUGUUUUAAUCAGCAGUUUUUUUUUUUUGAUGUGAAGAAGCAUAAUUUUACUGUUUGUAUUUCUUCUACUGACCUGUUUAUGUUCUUUGUUCAUUUUUCUGUUGGAUUCUCUCCUUUCUUGUUUGUAGAUGCUCUUUUUAGAUUAUGGUUGUUAAUCCUUUGUCUGUUAAAUGUUACACAUAGUUUCUUCUAGUCAGACUUCUUUGAUUUAAUGGGCAUUUAGGGACUACGUAGUGACUCUCUCUUGCUCUAGACUGGAAGUUUGUUAGCAUCCUGUUUGUCUUUAUAGUCCCAGCACCUAGCCCAUGUCUGGUACAGAUUAAGUAUUCCAUAAACGGUUUGCAGUGAAUGAAUUACAAGACCUGAUCCUUGUCUUCAAGAAACUUAAAAUCUAGUGUCACAUGAACUAGUCAAGAAUUUAGCAAUAAGGAAAACAAAAAAAUAGCAUCAUGUCUAAAUUGCAUAUUAAAUUAUGUGUUAUAGGAAAACUUAUCUGUUGGGAAGCCUCCCUAUGUUAGUUCUUGUGAAACAUCCUACUACUCAGUUUCUUUUUCAAUUGAAUUCUAUACUGAAAGCUGAAAUUUUUUUAUUAGCUUAAAAAUGAAAUCUGUAGCAGCCAUCAUGGAAAUAUAUUAUUCUGUCUUCUUUUGAGGAAGUUGCUAAGUUUACUUCAAAUAAUAACAUAUUUUAUCUUGCACCUGAUUUCAAUUUUAUCUUGAAUUCUAAUUUUUUUUUCCUUGCCAUUUCAGGUAAGACCAUGAAUUAUGGCAUUUCUUAAGUGAAACAUUCAGGAAUGAAGUGAGAGAAAGUCAUAAAUAUAGAAAAUAAGUGAUUUUUAAGUUAUGUCUAUUAAUUUGACGAUAGAUAUAUAUAUUUACCUCCUUAGUAAUGCAAGAAGUCUUUGUGGGAAGCAGAGAAGCAAGCAACUGCAUUUCUUGUGCUCACCUAAAUAUUACUGGAGGGUAAGCCACAUCAGUCCACAAAGAGGUUUUCAUACAAGCAAAGUAAGAUGUAAAUGGACCAAAAGUGAAGCACGUUCUUGCAGUAAGCACUGCUGCUGGCCAAGCAACCAUGGUUUACAUAGUGGAAUUUUGAAACUUAGCACUUCUGCUCCUAAGGGACUUACAAAAGUGAGCAUUCGUAUAUCCCGUAUUAAAAGUACUCUGCACUCUAUUUCAAAGGCUGUUUUUGGCAGUCAGAAUGAAAUGAUUUCACGUUUAGCUCAAUUUAAGCCAAGUUUUGGAAUAUUAAGAAAAGUAUCAGAUAGUGGCUGGUUAAAAGAGAAAAACAUUAAACAAGCCAUCAAAACGCUGAAAAAACAUAGUGACACAUCAACAACAGAGAGUCCCAUUGUAGGUAAAGAUGAAGAUACAGGUAAACAAAGUCUUUUUCAGUACACAAGUAGUAUAACAACAAAAUUUGAAGAGUCAUUCUCCUUUUUAUCAAACCAUAUUAACUCAUACUUCCUAAAUAAGGAAAAAAUGGCUCAGAAAAAGGAAAGUGAACAUUUCCAGGAUAAAUCAGAAUCUGAAGAUAAAACAAUUGAAGGAGACGAAAAAUUCAGUUCUGGCAUCUCGACCAAUGACAAGCCACACUCAGAAUCUUCUUUAGAUCCUGCAAGUCCUAGUGAGACACCUGGAGUUCUUCCAGUUUCUACUAAACAAAGUAUUACUAGCUUUCUUUCUCGUCCAACUGGAGGUGUACAAGCUUUAGUUGGUGGUUACAUUGGUGUCCUUGUCCCCAAAUUAAAGCCUGAUACAAAAAAUACAUCAGAAGAGAAAGAGGCUACGAAAGCUGAGUUGGCUAACGGUAAAGACAAAGUUGCAGAAGAGAAGAAACGUUUAUCUCUUCAGCGAGAAAAGAUUAUUGCAAGAGUGAGUAUUGAUAACAGAACCCGGGCAUUAGUUCAAGCAUUAAGAAGAACAACCGAUCCAAAGCUCUGUAUUAAUAGAGUUGAAGAACUGACUUUUCAUCUUCUAGAAUAUCCUGAAGGAAAAGGAGUGGCUGUCAAGGAAAGACUUAUUCCAUACUUACUACGAAUUCGACAAACUAAGGAUGAAACUCUUCAGGCUGCAGUUAGAGAAAUUUUGGCCUUAAUGGGCUACGUGGAUCCAGUGAAAGGGAGAGGGAUUCGAAUUCUCACGAUUGAUGGUGGAGGAACAAGAGGUGUGAUUACUAUUCAGACAUUGCGAAAAUUAGUUGAACUUACUCAGAAGCCAGUUCAUCAGCUCUUUGAUUACAUUUGUGGUGUAAGCACAGGUGCUGUAUUAGCUUUCAUGUUGGGAUUGUUUCAUAUGCCCCUGGAUGAAUGUGAGGAACUUUAUCGAAAAUUAGGAUCAGAUGUGUUUUCACAAAAUGUCAUUGUUGGGACAGUCAAAAUGAGUUGGAGCCAUGCGUUUUAUGACAGUCAAACAUGGGAAAAGAUUCUUAAGGAUAGAAUGGGAUCCUCACUAAUGAUUGAAACAGCAAGAAAUCCCACAUGUCCUAAGGAUGGAGGUUUGCUUCUAAAUAACCCUUCAGCAUUAGCAAUGCAUGAGUGUAAAUGUCUUUGGCCAGACGUCCCAUUACAGUGCAUCGUAUCCUUGGGCACUGGACGUUAUGAGAGUGAUGUGAGAAACACUGUGAUGCACACAAGCUUGAAAACCAAACUGUCUCAUGUUAUCAACAGUGCUACAGAUACAGAAGAAGUCCAUAUAAUGCUUGAUGGUUUAUUACCUCCUAACACCUACUUUAGAUUCAAUCCUGUAAUGUGUGAAAACAUACCUCUAGAUGAAAGUCGAAAUGAAAAGCUAGAUCAGCUGCAGUUGGAAGGGUUGAAGUACAUAGAAAGAAAUGAAGAAAAAAUGAAAAAAGCUGCAAAAAUAUUAAGUCAAGAAAAAACAACUCUACAGAAAAUUAAUGAUUGGAUAAAACUGAAAUCCGACAUGUAUGAAGGCCUUCCAUUCUUUUCAAAAUUGUGACAAAUAUAUGCAUGUGCUCUCAUGAAUGAAAACGUGCUCCCAGAAGAUCAGUUAAGAAAUUGUGGGAUUCAGCAUGAGUUACCUCUGAAAUACUUAUGAAUUAUGGGGAAUCCUGGGAAAAGAUGGUGCUUGGACCAGCUUCCACAGUCCAGCGGGUAUGCUUGGUUACAGAGUGCUUAUGGGAAUUAGAUUUUUAUGAUAUUAAUAGUUCCCUGAGCUUUAGGAAUCCUACUGUUGUGCUAGUUAGUUUUAGUAGAUAUUAGUGUUACAUUGUUUGAUGUUUAAAAAUUUAUUAAUAUAUAUGCCAAACAAUAAACUGAAAACUAUCAUACUAUAUUUGGUAUUUUUGCUUUACUCACCAUAAUCAUGUGGUUUUAUUUGAUCAUUGAUUUUCUGUGGAAAAGUUAAUAUCUUCUCAAAUUUACAUUACUUACAUUUUCACUAUCUACGUUCUGCAGUCCACAUGCUGCCUCUUACUGCCAUGUCAUCUACAAAAAUGCAUAAAAAUGGAAUUUUCUCUAUCGGAGUACUUUUACAUUUGAGAUAUGAAAGAACCAGAUUCACUUUUCUAUUCAAAAUUUGCUUAUUUCAACGUUGUUUGGUUUUAAAAAAAUACGUAAAGUUCCAAACCCACCACUUUUUCUCCUGGAAUGUCAAGAUGAUAGUGCAUGUUAACAUUUCUGGGUCUAGCUCUAGCUCAUCAUUCACUGUUAUAAAAGCGUUGGGAUUUACUGAGAAAGUGUUCCUAGCAUUAACAAAAAUAAAAUGUGGAAAUCUUUUGUUAAAAGGCUAAUGUGUUUUUUUAAAAAUUAUAGUUCAUAAUGUAACUCCCCAUUUAUUUGUGGCAUUCGUAUACACCUGUCAGCAGUAUAAUUAAAAGAAAAUGUUGGGCUUAUUUUACCUCAUUAACUCCUUUAACCUGCAUUUCACAGAGGUUAAUACUUAAUGCAUCAACCUGAAUCAUUAUUCAUACCGACCAAAUUCAUCUUCGUUUUGUUAUCUCUCCGUUUGUCAUGUAAAUGCUUACAUCAUGUUUAGAUUUAUCAGGAAAAAUGAAGACAAAAGGCCCUUUUAUUUAUAGUUUCAUAUAAACUAAAGCUAUAAACCCUGUUGCCCAAAUUGUUGUAAACUCCUUUGCGAUGUUGAUCCAUAGAGACAGUGAGGUAUGGUUCAGAGUGUGCUGGAAGUUGUUGGAGAGUCUAGAUGCUAUUCCUGGCUCCGCUGCAAAGUCCUAUGUUUGUGAUCUUGAGGAAGGUGGGCAGCCUCUCUGGGCUUCAGGUAUUUCAUUUGUAAAACAAGGAAAGCUAGCUCUCACAUUUUACUUCUCUUUUAUGGCAACCCAAAAGGUACAUUCUGCAAAUGUACAAAAAAAAAA